AUCACGAAAUGAGGGAAAAAUCCCUAUUUUUUUGACUUUUUCCAAUGAUUUUUAAGGUUCUGAGUAAUUUAGCUCAUCCAAAAUUCCGCAGAAUCUAAGCUGGAUGUUAGUUCAAAGCGACGACUAGUUAGGUUUGAAGUGAAGUGAAGCGAUCGAUCGAGCAAAGCUUCUUCAAUCAUUCCAAAAUGGCGCUGAACUCAACCAAGACUUGUAACAACGCCAUCAACCCUUUUCACAAGUUCUCUACAAAAAUCGCGCUUGAGCUUCUAACUAGAGAUGUUAAAGUUUUGAAACACCUAACGUUGGAUAAAGUCCCUGGUGGUGUUCUCGAAUCCAUCAAAGCCGAGGAGGAAUACUCUGGGUUGAAUUGGUUCUUAUGUUUGACAAAACACRAGGUUAUUUGCGAAUACAACGUKAAGUUCUUAAUUGAGGCGCUAGAGGCGGCAAACAGACAUGACUUGGCGAAGAAGGCUAAGGAAUAUCAAGAUCAAAUCGUUGGGGAACGUGAAGAACUAGACAGAACAGAAACAAGACUAAUUUCCAAGUCUAUUUUCUACACCACUAGAGAUUGCGUUCAUCUAUUUUUCGCUGUGGAAAUGGGAUAUGCUGCUGGCRGCACACAUAUGUGCAAAGGCAUGAUUAAUGCCAGUCAAAAAGCAUUAAAUACCUGCUGUAAAGAGCCRCUACUGAGCCACAACAUUGAACUUGCUCUUAUAAAGUUUGGUAACCAUCAUACCAAAAGGAAUACAAAUUCAUCUGCCCCAAGAGGACAAGAAUCAGAUGUUGCURUCCUUGUGAAAGAAAUGUCWAAGAAUUUGAGCAUGUGUWGUUGCCCCAMCUUKUACUCGYUUUGUGGAGGAAGAGGAGGAACAUCUGGAAUAGCRGAUGCCUUGGCAAAGUUUGUUGAUUAYGUCCAAAGAAAUGAAAUGCAAAGACAAAUCCCGAAAAUUUGUAUAUUGAUAUGCUUUAUUUCCAAAGAAUGUUCCGAUCUUGAGUACUUCCGGUGUCCUGAAGGCAAAGAUGCCAUAAAGCUAUGCAAUACCUUGGCUGAGUGUGCCAUACCCUUAUAUAUAAUUGGCAUUGACCAUGCCGGGGUCCAAGCAUGUGCGAGGGGCACAYCCCAUGUGACAGAAGAAAACCCUUUUCUCUCAGGAAUUACAUUCAUUGGAGGUGGUCAGUAUUUCCAAGUCAGUGAUAUGAAUCACGUCGAACAGGCAAUCAAUUGCAUAAUUAAAGAAAACAURUCAAUAGAGGAACACAUGGGGACAGUCGACGACAUUGUCAUUAUUGAAAGAAACAAAGAGGGUGGUAAUUUGAAUGUUGAGCACCUCGCAGAACACCUUCGAGAGAAUCUGAACCUAAGAUCUUGUACAGUUGACAACAUAAAGCUCAAUAACGAAUCACCACAGGCUAUUUCACAGAUAGUGCAAAGAGUGGCUUGGGCUGAUGACUUAAAUGAUGCUAUAAACGCAGUCAAGUCCUGGAGGGAACAAAAUGAAUCAUUAGACAGAACUAGAUCAAUUGAUUUUUCUCUCUCAAGAGGCUCCCGCAGCUUUUCAAACUAUUCAGCGGUCAGUCAAUAUAGUUGUGAAAGCUUUUCUUCUCUACCAACCAGUGAAAUGCAAGCACAAAAUCAACAAACACUCUUCCCAGAACUGAAACCAAAUUCAGCAUCAUCUAUGUCAAGAAGUAUUUUUUCCUCUGGCCAUACAUCUACCAGUGGAGGUGAAAGUGCUAGUUUUCAAUCACUAUUUUCCAGCACAACGACACAAAACCUGCAAACGCAUCAGCCGAUGGAGCCGUCUUUGAAACCAAGUACCCGCAGAAGGAAGAGAAAAGCAGAGCACACAACAACGACUCAGAACAAGMGUCGGAAUGAUUCUGAAUCUACAAAGAACAACAGCAGCUUCCUCACAUUAGCCGAGAGGCAGAGAGUAGGUAUGGAUGUUGCGCGACGAAUGGUGAGACGACAGAUUACGAGGCAGGCGUAUUACCAGAGAAUUAAGUAAUAUUUCAAACACGUGUUUCAUCUGAUUUCCAAACACCAAGAAGUGAAUUGAAAAAACGUAGCAAGGCAGAGCCAAGUUUCUUAAACCAGCUUCGAGGUUUGGACUCAUACACCAGAGGUUAGACACUCAGACAUCCCAGCCAACAAGACGAGUGCGAGAGUAUAUAUAUAUAUAAAUAAUAUAUAAAUAAUAUAUAUA
Molecule: messenger RNA, 2207 nt
Organism: Actinia tenebrosa (Australian red waratah sea anemone)
Lineage: Eukaryota; Metazoa; Cnidaria; Anthozoa; Actiniaria; Actiniidae
Biological process (GO): regulation of apoptotic process
Molecular function (GO): protein binding
Source: RefSeq, a predicted model, not a curated record